GUAAUGAGUAAAUUCCGAGCACAGAUAAUGGCAAAUGAGUAUAUUCAAGAAGAGGGGAAGUAGAAUCCGACUGCAGAAUAGUUAUUCUGCCACUCGGUGAGCGACCGGUCGCGGUGCCUGAGGCCACCAACGUGCCAAUCAGACCGUUUCCGCCCGGCAGAUUGGCCGCGCUUAGCGCAUUAUCCCCUCCAAAAUUUUACCAGUGAGGAGGCAUACAGGUUCAUCCUAUAUCGAUUAGGUCGAAUUACGUCGCAUACCACACAAGAACCGGGAUUUACGAAGACAAAAUGUCCCCCGCUGUGACUCCCGACCAGGACUACAAGUCUAGUCUGUUGAACUUGCUCGUGGCCAACAAUGCCCUCACAUUUGGCACUUACACUUUGAAAUCUGGUCGUGAAUCUCCAUACUUCCUGACGUCCAGUCGACUGCACACUGCUCCCCUGUUGCGCCAGACUUCGGCCUCGUUUGCCAAUGUUAUUUCAUUGCCACCGUUCGCAUCGGUAGCUGCUGACGGAGCCAUCACGCCAAACUUUGAUAUCAUUUUCGGCCCUGCUUACAAGGGUAUUCCAGAAUGUGUAGGUGUAGUCAAUGAACUCGCUGUCCGGGAUGCGCUCGCCGGUACAUCGACGUGGGACAACAUCAGCUACUCAUUCAACCGGAAAGAAGCCAAAGACCACGGCGAGGGAGGCAACAUUGUUGGUGCACCGCUCAAGGGCAAACGCGUGCUUAUAGUCGACGAUGUGAUCACCGCAGGAACUGCGUUGCGCGAAGCUGUCGAGAUAAUUAAGAAAGAAGGCGGCAAAGUUGCUGGCGUUGUCUUGCUCUUCGAUCGCCAAGAACGCGUCAGUGAUACAGAGCGGAAGAGUGCUAUAGGUGCUGCUGAGAGGGAUCUUGGUGGGGAUAUCCCUAUUCGCGCAGUGCUAGUGUUCCAAGAUCUGAUUGAGAAGUUGGGCGAUAAAAUUGGUGAGCAUGAAGUACGCAGACUGGAAGAAUAUCGGGCCAAGUACCAAGCCGAAUAGAGAGAUCAUGACAUUUAUAGAUACCUACGAUGUGCUGGUUGAAAUUGGGAAUGGAAAUUUGUAUUUGAAGAUAUAAAGUAAUUGCAGGCAUAUCUGGCUGUAAAUCGAGUGCCGUACUAGUUUCGUGUAAAUAGUUUAGCAGAUAUUAUUCCCCAUAUCAUUGAUAACAUUUUUAUUAUCAUAACA
Messenger RNA from Talaromyces proteolyticus, 1205 nucleotides. RefSeq names its product orotate phosphoribosyl transferase. Gene Ontology annotation, biological process: pyrimidine nucleotide biosynthetic process; 'de novo' pyrimidine nucleobase biosynthetic process; pyrimidine ribonucleoside biosynthetic process. Lineage: Eukaryota; Fungi; Ascomycota; Eurotiomycetes; Eurotiales; Trichocomaceae. The coding region runs from base 288 to 1019 and encodes 243 amino acids. The transcript has 2 exons. Gene Ontology annotation, molecular function: orotate phosphoribosyltransferase activity. The record is from RefSeq and is a predicted model, not a curated record. Gene Ontology annotation, cellular component: cytoplasm.